AUGAGCAAUCAAGAACAAGAAUUACCCGAGGCAAAAAUUGCUUCUGAAAAUGAAACUACUAAUGAAAAUCAAUCAACGAAUGAAACAAAUGAAAAUGAAAAAUCUUCCUCACCUUCAUCGGAAAAUAAAAUCUUAAAUGAAUCAACAAAUUCAAAUAAACAAGAACCAACACGUCGAAUAACAUUUCCACAAGAUAUUCGUUAUUCAACUGAACAAGGUGAUCGAGAAAAACUUUUGGAAAAAUAUAAUAACUAUCAAGUAUCAGACACCAACUCUUGUAAUAUUCGAUUUUUAACUGAUCAUCGACAAGGAAAACAUUUACUUGGACGACAUGAUGACGAAAAUUCAACGUUACAAUCUCUUUCCAAAACAUUCAAUGUUAACAUAUUUCCGGCUUAUCAAAAUCCUCCAAAACAUUCGUUUAAAGUUUUUGGUACAGAGGCUAAUGUAAGAAAAUGUCUUAUCGAAAUUAUGAAUCGACCACAUAAACCAUCAACACGAUCAACAAAUCAAGGUGAUACUGAAACUAAUAAUCAAUCAACAAUGACAACUAAUAACGAAGAAUCUCAUGAAACAGAAGUUUCAGCAGAUAAUGAAAAAACUGAUGAAAAAUCCCUUUCACAACCAACAUCAAUAUUUGUAACAACGAUUAAUCCUGAUUCUUCGAUUACUGAAGAAAAAAAACCUUUUGCGCCAUCAACAUCAAAUACAAAUGAAGAAAAAAGUGAUACUAAAGAUGAAACUACUGAACAAGAACAAUUGAAAUUUGUACCACUUGAACGAAAACCGGAAUAUACAUUUACAAUACUUAUUACAAGUCAAGGACAAGAAGUACUCAAAAAAAAUUGGAAUUUUUUUGCUGGUUCAUUACAACAACGUUUAAAAGUUACUGUGAUAAAUCCUUUUAAAUUACCUAAAUUUGGUGAUAAACAAUGGCAAAAUGAACUUUCGAUUACUGGUGAAUUAUAUGAGAAUAUAACUGAUGCUGCACUUCAAUUAACUGCAUUUAUCAAUGAUGUUUUAGGUGUACCUGUUCAACCGUACAAAGCUGAUGAAGAACAAACCAAUAAUGAUUCUAAUAACUAUCAACGUACAAAAUAUAAUAAUAAUAAUAAUAAUAAUGAUUAUCAUCAACAACAACCACAACAACAACGUCGUUAUGAACAUAAUAAUAAUAAUAAUAAUAAUUAUCGUCAAUCACCAUCUCAACAAUAUCAAGGGCAAUCAUCACCAUUUAAUAAUUAUCAUGAACGAACAUUUUUUAAUCGUGGUCGAAAUAAUGGUGCAUAUGAACAAAUUCUUCUUAUUCGAAGUAAUUGUGUUGCACGUAUUGUUGGCUCACGUGGUUCUACUCUAAGACGUAUUCAAUCAAAAUGUCAUUUACGUGAUAUUGUUGUUGCACGUCAUCCAAAUGAUAAUGGUUACACUGAUUGUACAAUAUCUGCAUAUCAAACGCGUAAUCUUAAUUUUGCUAUUGAUACAAUACGUAGUUAUUUACGAAAUGAAGAUGAUCAAGCUGUACAAGUACUUGAAUCUCACUAUGUUGAUCUUCCAACACAAUCUUCACCAUAUCAAAAUUCACCACAAAAUGAUCAACCACAACUUUCUGUACCUAAUCAAAAUUUUGAACAUUCUCAGCAACAUACAUUUUCAAAUAAUCGUCAACAACAACAAUCCAUGUCAUUGACAGCACCACCUGAAUUACAUCAUACACAAAGAGAACCAGGUUUUAUGACAAGACCUUUACAUUUUGGUAAUGGUACUCAAUUACCUCAACCAUCAUAUAAUUUUCAAAAUACUCCAUCAUUUGAUUUUACUCAUCGACCAACAUCAGCUUCACGUAAAACAGAUAAACGUCCUGGAGAAGUUAAUGAUUUUAAUAAUACAAAUAAUGGUCAUAAUCGUACAUCAAAUGAUUGUCAAUAUCAACAAAAUGGUGGUUCAUCAUCAUCAAAUUCAUCAUCUGUAUCACCACGACAUAAAUCUAAGAGAACAUGUCCAGAAACAAAAGAAAUUGAUUGUACAACCGAUGAUGGUUUUUGGAUACAAAAACAAUAUUAUCAUGCAUUAGAUGAUACAUCAAAAGAAUUAUUUGAUUCAUUACUUGAUAAAUUAGAAAAAAUUCGUAUUGCUAAUGAUGAAAAUGCAGCUAGAAAACAACAACGUCUUGUCGGACGUAAUCGACCAAAUAAAGCCCGAGUUUUUAAUUCAUCAUCAACACAUACAAAUGGAGAAAAAGAUUUAACAAUAAAAUCAGAACAAGAUAAUAAAGUUGAAGAAUCAAUUCAUUAUGAUGAACAAGAAAAAGACAAAGAUUUAACUUCGAAUGAACAUGAAAAAGAUUUAACAUCUAAUGAACAAGUAACAGCUGCAAUUACUGCUGAUGAAAACUAA
Adineta steineri is the source of this 2394-nucleotide messenger RNA. Lineage: Eukaryota; Metazoa; Rotifera; Eurotatoria; Adinetida; Adinetidae. The record is from the annotation of a GenBank genome assembly.